AAAAAUUUUAACAAAAGUCGGAUAUAAGUUAGGGUUUAAGUAUCCCUUGGGUGGGAAUAAGUCUUUUGGCCUUUUAUAAAUACAUUUUUUGACCCUCGCCUUCGAUCAAACCCUCUCCCUUCUGCAGUCCUCGGAAAUCUCCGCUGUAGCAAAGAUGCAGGCCAGCGAUAGGUUUAACAUAAACUCCCAGCUUGAGCAUCUACAGGCUAAAUACGUUGGCACGGGCCACGCUGACUUGAAUAGAUUUGAAUGGGCGGUGAAUAUUCAGCGUGAUAGCUAUGCGUCUUAUGUUGGGCACUACCCCAUUUUGGCUUACUUUGCCAUUGCCGAGAAUGAAUCCAUCGGAAGAGAACGCUACAACUUUAUGCAGAAAAUGCUCUUGCCUUGUGGUCUGCCCCCUGAAAGAGAAGAUGAUUGAAGCACGCAUCUGAGAAGGAUUUCUGUUGGUUUAUUAUGUAUGUCCCGGUUGUAAUUUUUCAUAAUGUACGUUUGGAUUGGUGUGACAAUGAAGAACACAAGUCAGUGAAUUAAAUGCUGUGUCUUAGAAUUGUAUUUUACGUCCUGGAUUUAAUGUUUACUUGAGCUUGAGUAUGGUGACUAUGGUACAUGUAGUACUGUUCUUUGUCUCUGUGUAGUUUCUUUGAUGUGAAUACUCUGUUAACAAAAUAAAAUACAGCACAUUUUCAUUUUGUUUCA
This is a messenger RNA of Mangifera indica (mango), 696 nucleotides long. RefSeq lists its product as uncharacterized. NCBI's taxonomy places the organism in Eukaryota, Viridiplantae, Streptophyta, Magnoliopsida, Sapindales, Anacardiaceae. Gene Ontology annotation, cellular component: U2 snRNP; precatalytic spliceosome. Gene Ontology annotation, biological process: mRNA splicing, via spliceosome. The record is from RefSeq and is a predicted model, not a curated record. Bases 155 to 418 code for a protein of 87 amino acids. The transcript is spliced from 4 exons.